UGCAGUUUCUUCGAAAUUAGUUUAACAUUAUCCAGAAAAGAGAAGUAAAAGAAAAGGAAGUGAAUCUUAGAUUUAAAUCACCAAUCUUAGACAGAGAGAUUGCUUCACACUAAAGUGAGAUUAGCACUCCAUUAACUGUACCGUUGACCUUACGUCAAAAUGAGAAACCCCACUGCAUAACUCUCCUAAAACCCCCCAUACAUUUCAACAUAAAACCCUCUCUUGUCUCUGUAAUCUCACAUUUGGAUCUAUUGCCUGAAAGUUCAUAUUCAUGGCGAAUUCAGAUCCGCUAUCCACAAACCAUUUCUGCGAUCACUCAAUUCCACACGGAAAUAACAAUAACAGUAACGUCGUUGAAUCAGGUGCAUUCAACGACGAAGUCAUGCUUGAUGGCCUGGAAUUCGACCUAUCCUUCGACGAUAUCUUCCCUCCUUUCCAGGCUGAUGUUAAUUGUCUCAGUUUUCCUUAUUCGGGUUUGGAACCGGGUCAGAUUGACCCAGUUGGAUUCGGUCAACCCAUCGAUUCUUCUCGGAUUUUCAAGUCGUCUCCCGAAUUACGUCAUGUUUCCGAGGCGUGUCAAAGCUCUAGUGGGUCCCACUCCCUUGUGUUGUCCAACCAAAUUUCCGGCGAUCCGAACGAGGAUGUCUCUGAAUACCUUAAUGUGUCGUCUAAUGGAAAUGACUAUAAGGCCCUUUUGAACUGCCCUUCACCGGAGUCGCAGGGUUCUGGCAAUUGUGGGUCCAAUGUAUCUGAAGCUGCUUUGACUUAUCCGAGGGGCAAAUCGGUAACUUCCUCUCCAAAUAAUUUGAUUAAAUAUGGUGUAGUGGUAGAACAGGAAAUUAAAUUAGAGGAAAUUAUUAGUACAGAAUACAGUAAAUGUAGAUCAACUUUGAAGAGAAAAAAAGUGAGCGUAGAAGAUUCAAACAAUGUAGUAAGCAAAUACCAAAAAUCUAAUUUUGUAGUUGAGUGUAACAAUAGUGAAGGAGGAGAUGAAAAGAGGAAAUCAAGAUUGAUGAGGAAUAGAGAAAGUGCUCAGCUUUCAAGGCAAAGGAAAAAACAUUAUGUUGAGGAGUUAGAGGAUAAGGUUAGGACAAUGCAUUCAACUAUCCAAGAUUUGAAUGUUAAGAUAUCGUAUAUAAUGUCAGAGAAUGCGACUUUAAGGUCACAGAUGGGAAACACCCCACCACCCCCACCUGGGAUGUACCCAAUGAUGUAUCCUUGGAUGCCGUGUGCUCCGCCGCCUUAUAUGGUGAAGCCACAAGGAUCGCAAGUGCCUUUGGUUCCCAUUCCGAGGUUGAAACCCCAAGCAGCGACGAGUAGUAAGAAAGUAGAGAAUAAGAAGACUGAGGUGAAAACUAAGAGGGUUGCUAGCGUUAGUUUCCUUGGUUUGUUGUUUUUCAUGCUUCUAUUUGGUGGUUUGGUUCCUAUAGUAAAUCUGAGAUAUGGAGGAUCGAGAGAACCUUUUACAAGUCGAAGUGGGUACAAUGAAAGGCAUCAUGGAAGAGUUUUGGCCGUUGAUGGGAGUAGUUAUUCAGGGGAUCAUAAGUACAGAAAUAAUUGCAGUCAGGGAGAAGACGGUCAGCCAAAUUUCAAGAGGUCAGGCAAUGGUAGUGAGCCUCUAAUAGCCUCUUUGUAUGUUCCCAGGAAUGAUAAACUUGUGAAGAUUGAUGGAAACUUGAUAAUUCAUUCUGUUUUGGCUAGUGAGAAAGCCAUAGCAUCUCAUAAGCAGAGCAAUGGAGAAACAGGUCUUGCAGUUCCCAGAGAUUUGGCCCCUGCCAUCCCAGGGAGGCAUCCCCAUCAUUACCGAACUCCUGCUGAUGGGAAACGGGCUCUUGGCUCUGGGGAUAAAGACAAAGCAAAGUCAACUAUGCAGCAAUGGUUCGUUGAAGGCGUCACUGGGCCCAUGUUGAGCUCAGGCAUGUGUACUGAAGUGUUCCAGUUUGAUGUAUCUUCAUCUCCGGGAGGCAUCGUUCCUGCUACCACUGUUAGGAAUGUUUCUAUGGAACAGAGGCAGAAUGCUACACGCACCAACAAGGUGAGAAAUAGAAGGAUCCUUAAUGGUCUUUCCGUUCCUGUUACUCACAACGUAUCUGAAGAACAUGAUGGAAAAACUGGAAAGAAAGAUGACCUUGCUGGAAAUAGUUCACUUUCUUCAAUGGUUGUCUCUGUGCUAGUUGAUCCAAGAGAGGCAGCUGAUGGUGAUGGUGAUGGCAUGAUCGGACGAAAGUCCAUCUCUCGGAUUUUUGUUGUCGUGUUGAUAGAUAGUGUGAAGUAUGUGACCUAUUCUUGCAUGCUUCCUUUUAAAGGAUCUGUUCCUCUAGUGACUACCUGAAGAUGGAGAAGUUAUGUUGUAGAAGCACCUUACUGAUCCCUGAACAAUUUUGUAGAUUCAGGCUAGAUAUAGUAUUUACAGCACACAUAGCUUCCAUUUGUAGACUAACUAAUGGAUGGGAACUUCUCUCUUAUGU
Messenger RNA from Lycium ferocissimum, 2468 nucleotides. Its product is annotated as bZIP transcription factor 17. Bases 272 to 2332 code for a protein of 686 amino acids. The record is from RefSeq and is a predicted model, not a curated record. The transcript is spliced from 2 exons. Gene Ontology annotation, molecular function: DNA-binding transcription factor activity. Gene Ontology annotation, biological process: regulation of DNA-templated transcription. NCBI's taxonomy places the organism in Eukaryota, Viridiplantae, Streptophyta, Magnoliopsida, Solanales, Solanaceae.